AUGGGGCAUCGGGGGCACGGGGCAUGGCAAGAGUUGAAGCCGACGUUGAAACGGUUCUGGGAAACAGUGACGGUGGCCCCAGCCGCGGUCGACCCGAAGCCCGACGCGGGACAUCCAGCGGCCGAGCCAUUGCAGGAUAGCGAGGGUGGCUCGCCCUCCGAGGGCAGCGGCAUCAUCUCGACCUUCGCGGCUUUCAACGUGCAGUUCACGCAGUUGCACAAGAUGUGCACCGCCAGGCUCGUCGACUUCUCCACCUCGUUUUGGUCGGCGCUGGUGUCCGAGACCGUGCAGAAGAUCGUCGAGCUCGAAGGCUUAUCUGGUGGCGUUACCAACGGAUCGUCGAAAUAUUGGGCCGAUGACGCCGAUGACCCCAACACGUUCGACGGGAUCCAGGCUCACUUUGCCAAGACGCUGGCCAAGCAGCGUGGCAUCUCGGGGAAGGUCAAGAGCCUCGUGGCCGCCAUCCAGGGCAAGCUGAACUCUAUCAAGGAGGAGGCCGCCGAACACGGCAUGGAGGCGAACCGAGCUGAGCUCGCCGAGCGGUUCGAAAAAGCAAAUCGCCGCUCGUCCUCGAUGCUUUGGGAGGCACGAGCAAUGCAGACAAUCAAGAACCUCAAGGCAAGUGAGGCGGUGGAGAGCCUGACCAACAUGAGGGACACGUUGCACGACGCUUCGGAGUUCGGCGAGACGGACGUGAACAAGCUGGUGUCCGACAAGAUCAGCGAGCUGCUCGCGGCCGCCCUGAGCAAGGCCAAGUAG
This is a messenger RNA of Prorocentrum cordatum, 759 nucleotides long. Lineage: Eukaryota; Dinophyceae; Prorocentrales; Prorocentraceae. The record is from the annotation of a GenBank genome assembly.